AUAUUUGAAGGUGCUUUUGCACCUUUUACUACCGUCACAGACCUGUCAGAUUAGCAAGAAAAAUAGCCGUUUCAAGUUUAAAAUACAAAGCAUUGUCGUUCCCAUCGGCUCUGUAACAAAGAGAGCUGAAAAAAGAAGAAAAAGAAUGGGAAGAUUCAAAACAAAAUCCGAUUACGAAGAACUCAGAAAAGCUCGCAUCUUGGAAAAUCAGGCGCGCUUGGCUACUUUGGGGCUUCAAAAAACCUUGCCGGAGCUGCGGUCUCUCAAUUCAUCGCCGAAAUCUGAGAAACCCCACAGUAGAAAUUACUGCAAAGUCGAUCGCAGCGCCACCCCUUUACGGCGUUCAUCUCGAUUGACAGGAAUUUCGCCGCCAUCGGAAGGCGAUGCGAAAUCCGAUUACGAAGAACUGAGAAAAGCUCGCAUCUUGGAAAAUCAGGCGCGGUUGGCUACUUUGGGGCUUCAAGAAACGUUGUCGGAACUGCGGUCUCUGAAUUCGUUGCCGAAAUCCGAGAAAAUCCACAAAAGAAAAUACUGCAAAGUCGAUCGCAGCGCCACCCCUUUACGGCGAUCAGCUCGAUUGACAGGAAAAUCGCCGCCAUCAGAAAGCGGGAAUUUGAGCUACUCGGGAGGUAGUAAUGGCGGUGAAAUUGGUGGUGCAAAGAGGCGUUUGAGACUGAGUAAGAUUUCGGAAGAAGAUUUGAGGCGGCGGUGCGAGUGCAAGGCGAGAGGGAGCUUGUAUGAUCCGGUUUAUGGUAUCUGCUGCCAUUUCUGCAGGCAAAAGAAGCUCUGUGGCGAAGAAGAUUGCAAACGCUGUGGUGAUCGGGACAUGGAUCAACCAUGCAUAGGCAAAACAGAUUGUUCGGUGUGCCACUCUAGCAACGGUAUCCUUUGUCGAGCCUGCCUCAAGGUCAGGUAUGGUGAAGAAAUGGAGGAAGUGAGAAUGAAUAAAGAAUGGAUGUGCCCUCAUUGCAUAGAAGAGAAGGGAAGCAUUCCUUACUGGAUAUGCAACAGCUCAUUCUGUAUGAAGAAGAGGAAGAUGGUUCCUACUGGAAUUGCCAUAUAUAGAGCAAGAGAGAUGGGAUACAAAUCUGUGGCACAUUUGUUGAUGGAUGAGCUUUCAAAGAGGAGAUAGAAGAAGAUGUUUUGCACAAAGCAAUACCACAUUUAAUCUCAUUGUGGUGGUUUUGAACGUGUCUGAAUUGUAUCAACUUCUCUAACACUAGAGGUAGUGUAAACAGUUAACGUUGUAUGCCUUAUUUUGACAAGUUCAUUAACAUAAGACUUAUUUUGUAAAUUCAUUAACAUAAGACUUAUUUUGAGAAACAUUCGGAAUUUAUUAUUCA
Molecule: messenger RNA, 1343 nt
Organism: Salvia miltiorrhiza (redroot sage)
Lineage: Eukaryota; Viridiplantae; Streptophyta; Magnoliopsida; Lamiales; Lamiaceae
Exons: 9
Coding region: 146-1132 (328 amino acids)
Biological process (GO): regulation of DNA-templated transcription
Cellular component (GO): nucleus
Source: RefSeq, a predicted model, not a curated record